AUGUCCGACAACAAACCAUCAUCUAAAAGAAAAAAGUCUGGAGCUGAAUUCAGAAAAGCAAAGAAAGCUAGGCAACAUGAGAAUAAGCAGCUUGGUUCCUUCAUGCUAAAGUACUUCCAAACGGAAGAUGGGAAGCGUGAGAAUAAAGAAAAAACUGUCCAGGAAAAAUUGGGUGAAUGCGGUGAAAGUGAAACCCCUGGAACCUCACAAAGCUCGAUAUUUCAAGUCGAACAAGUAUCUGGAGUGGAUUCACCAGACACAGAAAAAGAUUUGGAUGUGAUCGAUAAACAUAAACUAGAAGAGCAAGGCGAGGAAAGUCGAAAAAUAGAAGUUAAUCAAGAAUUCGGGAAAGAUCGGGAUGUCGAAGAGACAUUGCAAGAAAAAGAUAGUGAAGAUAGUGUCGAGGAACCAAGCCACUGUCAAGAGAAACAUCCAAAAACCAGGGAAUUUCUUUCGAAUCCAAAUAUCGUUGUUGAUGAAGUCAGUGGAACAUUGGAUCCUGCGUCACUUGUUGGCUUAAAGUUAAGCACAGAAGAGAAAGAACAAUUAAUAAAAAUGGAGCCUUGCCAACCAAGUCAGCAAAUAUUAAAAUUGAGAACGAAGCAGUUAGGAGAGCGUUCCAGAUAUUGUUCACAGCAAAUAUUUUUUCAUGAUGAUGACACAAGACGGAAAUGGAUUUCCUAUUCAUUGAGCACGGAUAGCCUAUUUUGUAUGCCUUGUCUUCUGUUCACAAAUGCAUUGUCACGGGGUGAGUUAGCACGCACGAGUCAAGGAAACGCCUUCACGUUUGCCGGAUUUUGCAACUGGAAGAAACAACACAGCGUUGUGAAAAACCACGAGAUGUCGGCAGCUCACGCAAAUGCUAAAGUUGCAGAGGUGCUUUUCUUGCAAGAGAAAACUAUAGCGUCAUGCCUGGAGCACCAAGAACAUGACGAAGCAGCACGAAGAAAGGUGGAAGUUACUGGCAAUCGGAAUAUAAUGACGCGAGUCGUAGAUACUAUAAUUCUUCUUGGGAAGCAAGGACUUGCAUUUAGAGGCCAUCGAGAAUCACUUGAAGCGAAGUGUUAA
Molecule: messenger RNA, 1068 nt
Organism: Paramuricea clavata
Lineage: Eukaryota; Metazoa; Cnidaria; Anthozoa; Malacalcyonacea; Plexauridae
Source: the annotation of a GenBank genome assembly